CUCAGAGUGGAUGAUCAUGCAGUGGUGGCAGUUGAAGUUGGCUGUGGAAUGCAUAUUUUUAUGUGUCUCCAGCCAGUCCUUACAGCAGAAGAGAAGGUGUUUUUUCAAAGUGAAUGAAACAAGUAAGAAGUACGUACUCACUGCUGGUGGCAAUGUGAGCGGGUCUGUGCAACUCUGUGAGAACAGCCACUGCUGUGUGGGCUACUACGUGAUCAUUAACGGCACACCAAAAGUCAACGCUCUUGCUUGUGACAGGUAUGAAAAGUCAUGCCCAGAUCCAAUCUGCAAGGCACAACCCCGCAGCAACAAUGAACAUUUUGUAUGUGUGUGUAACACAGACUUCUGCAAUGGCAACAUUAAUUGGGGAACAGAAGAGAACUCAUACAACAACUCUUUUUCAGUUGUGUUCAUGAAAACUGCCAUAAAGCUGGUUGUGAUUUUGAUCUUCAUGUGUUUCCUGAUUAUUGCUGCUGCUAAAUGCAGAAGUGGAGCAGAAAAGAAAAAAGAGAAGCUACAAUCCUGCAGUCACGAUUUUGGGGUCCUGCCCUCCUGUUCCUCCCAAAUGACAAAAGCCUCUGAGAUCAACAUCAGUCAGAUUGAACUACAGCAGAUCGUGGGCCGAGGGCAUUUUGCAACAGUUUUUCAAGCAGCAUACAAGGGCUCAGUGGUGGCUGUUAAAUUUUUACCUGCAGCCUAUGAACAGUUUUUUACCACAGAAAAGGAGAUUUAUAAGCUACCAUUGCUGAAGCAUGCUGGGAUUGUGAACUUUCUCGGGACUGGGAAAGCAGAUGACAAAAGCUGCUUCAUCGUGCUGGAAUUUGCUGAAUAUGGAUCUCUUCAUUCCUUUCUGAGCAAGAACACCAUGAGCUGGAUGUCGUCACUGAAGUUGUGCCAGUCUUUAUCACAGGGACUGUCCUAUCUCCACUCUGACCUUCUCAGCCAUGGUGUGCACAAACCUCCCGUGGCCCACAGAGACCUCAACAGCUUCAAUGUGCUGGUGAGAGCAGAUGGUACCUGUGCCCUGUGUGAUUUUGGAUGUUCUGCCAUCCUGUGUUGUUAUUCAGGGGGUUACCGCUGGCACAACCAGAGCACAAAUAUAAAGGUUAUCAAACUGGGCACACUGAACUACAUGGCUCCUGAGAUCCUGGAAGACUUUGUAAACCUGAACAGCAUGUUCCUCAUGCAGGCGGACGUUUAUGCUUUGGGUCUACUGCUGUGGGAGAUCUGGAUGCGCUGCUCUGAUUUAUUUGAAGACAACGCUACACCACAACAUCUUAUGCCAUACGAAUUGGAGCUGGGAACCAAUGCAACAUUGGAGAAUUUCAUCCAGUACGUGUCGUAUAUGGACCAAAGACCCUCUAUACCUGAACACUGGGAGCUGCUACCACAGGGAGCUGACCUGACGGAGAUCGUAACAGACUGCUGGGACAGUGAGUCAGAUGCUCGACUGACAGCUCACAGGGUCGUGGAAAGAUUAAUCUCUCUUCAGUCUUCUUCCUCUCUGUGACUUAUUUGUCUUGGUUUUAGGUUUACCCGAUUUUUACUGUUUUCCUCUAGAGACCUUCAGUUAAAGAGUCUUCUAAGAAUUAUUUAACAUUUAGUAACAGUCAACAUUUUAUUUCUCCUAAUCAGAAUGAGACAGAACCUGUAUCUUCCUGUGGUAACUCAAAGCUGAGUUCAAUUGCAGAUUAGAUUUGAUCUCAUUACAACCACUGAUGGAUAAACUGGUUUUGCUGUUUCUUUGAGUGUCCACAGCAUUUGUGGACAUUUGUCCUGCUAUAUUAAGCCUCCAGCCUGCUCCUAAAAAGGAAGAAAAAAUAAUCUCCAGUCUUUAAAACAUCCUUUGUAGCCCUUAAAUUGGAAAAUUAUCUUUAUUUAACCAGGAAGUCCUGGGAUCAAAUAUAUUUUACAAGAAAGACCAAGGCCAAGGUAGCAGCCAUACAAGUUCAAAACAUCUCAAAAAUGCUACAGAUGUAUAUGUAUUUACAAGAUCUUCAACAUAAUAUAUAAAAUACAAGCACUCAGAACAUAAACUAUUCCUCCAAUUGUUGCUUCAGACAUACAAACGCAAUUUAACUUUCCCUAAACUGUGAUUGCAGCACUGAAAAACAAUGAUCAUCUCUUCUGUACAUAUCCUAUAUGGACAAAAGUAUUGAGGAAGGUGUAAUGUGUAGGCGGUCCAGUACUUUCGUCCACAUAGGCAUGAAGUCUUUUUUUUUGUUUUGUUAAAUUUGGCUUUGUAAUUGUCUAUUUUAUUGUGCUACAAAGACUGAAACACUAACUAUUGUAACCACUGUACACUUACACUACAUGGUAGUGAAAAGAACUCAGUCACAGCACAUUUCUUUGAAUGGCAGUGCAUAGGACAUACUCCAUUACAUGAUAUUCACAAACAUUUCUGUAGCGUGCACGAUCACAAAUGUUCACAAGCUAAAAGUUAUCUUUAGUUGUUUGACACAAACAAAAAAGCGAGUGAGUUUAUACUGUUGUUGUUGUUGUUGUUAUUUUUUAAACCUUAUACAUUUUUUUAAUGCACCAUUUUUAUUCUUGAGAAUCCAUCCAUCAUUUUCUUCUGUUUAUCCUUUCCAGAGGGCUGAAGCAUGUCAGUAUUUUUACUACAAUACUUGUAGUAAAAAUAGCAACUAUGGAUGUUGUAUUACUGUUACCAGCAUAAUAAAAAACAAAAACAUGUUUGUUUUUUUAACUUUAAUGAGUAAUUGAUGCGGUGGGUGGUGUUACCUCACUUGACUGUUUCAGAAAGCUACUUUAAUAAUUAAAUCUAAGGCUUACCUGUGAGUUAACUAACGGUCUAUGACUAAGAUGGUCAACAAUGAUCAGAAUAAUCAGGUGGAUUCAGAGGGGUAAAUAUAAAUGUAAGAUGUA
Molecule: messenger RNA, 2883 nt
Organism: Archocentrus centrarchus (flier cichlid)
Lineage: Eukaryota; Metazoa; Chordata; Actinopteri; Cichliformes; Cichlidae
Product: bone morphogenetic protein receptor type-2-like
Exons: 11
Coding region: 11-1507 (498 amino acids)
Biological process (GO): BMP signaling pathway; protein phosphorylation; cellular response to growth factor stimulus
Cellular component (GO): signaling receptor complex; plasma membrane
Molecular function (GO): transforming growth factor beta receptor activity; ATP binding
Source: RefSeq, a predicted model, not a curated record